UCCUCAAUUCCUCAUACACAUACACAUACAGAAAAUACAAAAAUGAAACCCCUCACCCUCCUCUCUCUCCUCCCCACCGCAUCAUCCCUCACAAUCAGCGAAAUAAACAGCAACCGCUUCCUCUCCCCCCACGCCGACAGCACCAUCUCCAACAUCGCCGGUCUCGUCACAGCCACAGGCCCCAAUGGCUUCUACAUCCGCUCCACAGACCCCGACAACGAUCCUCGCACCUCCGAAUCCAUCUACGUCUACUCCACCUCCGCCAUCUCCCAAGUCAGCGUCGGCGACAUCAUCUCCCUCUCAGCUAGAGUCUCGGAAUACCGCUCUUCGUCUGCGUACAGCUACCUAACGGAACUAACAUCGCCGUCUGAGAUUACCGUCAAAUCCACCUCGAAUACUGUAUCCCCGCUUGUCCUCGGUAAGGAUGGAUUAAGUCCGCCGACGGAGGCAUUCUCGGCGCUGGAUGUGGGCGAGGACGGUGUGCUCAGCGUACCGAAUAAUGUUAGCCAGAUUUCGAGCCAGAAUCCGAUCUUGGAACCGGGAAAGUAUGGAAUGGAUUUUUGGGAGAGUCUGAGUGGGGAGUUGGUGAGUGUUUCUGGGGCGAGGGUGAUAAGUACUCCGAAUCGGUAUGGGGAUACCUGGGUUGUUGGGGAUUGGGGGGUGUCCGGGGGGAAUGGGAGAGGUGGGUUGACGAUGAGAGCUGAUGACUCCAACCCCGAAGCAAUCAUAAUCGGCUCCCCCCUAGAUGGGACUAAGAAUCCCACCGACUCCAAACUCGGCGAUACACUGUCCAACAUCACAGGCAUCAUCACCCAGGCGUAUGGGUAUUAUACUCUCCUCCCACUGACAGCGCUGAACGUGACCGGGUCAAAUGGGACAGAAGCAGCACCUACAACACUCGUCUCGGAUGAGACUUGCACUGCGCUGUCAAUUGGGUCGUAUAAUGUGGAGAAUCUGGCGCCGGAUUCUAAGCAUCUGCCCAAGGUUGCGGCGCAUAUUGUGGAGUAUCUGAAGAGCCCGGUUUUGGUGUUUUUGCAGGAGAUUCAGGAUGAUGAUGGGCCGACUGAUGAUGGAGUAACCUCAUCAAACAAAACACUGACUACCCUAACCAACGAAAUCCAAUCCCGCAACGGCCGCAACUACACCUUCACCGACAUCCCCCCCAUAAACGACCACGACGGCGGCCAACCAGGCGGCAACAUCCGCGUUGCCUACCUCUACGAUCCAACCGUUAUCCAACUACACAACCCGAACCCUGGCUCAAACAGCGACGCCAACGACGUCCUCCCCGGCCCCGAACUCAAAUUCAACCCGGGCCUGAUCGAUCCAGGUAACGAGGCGUGGGAGUCGACUCGGAAACCGCUCGCCGCGGCGUGGGAGACGGUUGGUGAUGGUGGGAAGAAUGUGUUUUUCACGAUUAAUGUGCAUCUUACGAGUAAAGGGGGCAGUUCGUCGAUUGAGGGUGAUGCGAGACCGCCUGUUAACAAGGGUGUUGAGAAACGGACGGAGCAGGCGGAGGUUGUUGCUAACUUCACAUCAACCCUCCUCGCCACAUCCCCAGACGCGAAGAUCCUCAUAUCAGGCGACUUUAACGAAUUCGCCUUUGCGCCGCCCCUGCAAACCCUUCAGGCAAAAUCUGGACUGAAAGAUCUCGACGAUGUAGUCGGAACACCAUCUACGGAGCGCUACACGUACCUGUACGAUGCAAACUGUCAGCAGUUGGAUCAUAUGUUUGUGAGUGAGGCGUUGGGGAACGAGAAGGCGAGGAUGGAGCAUGUGCAUGUUAAUACGUGGGUUGGGUCGGCGGAGCAAGUGUCGGAUCAUGAUCCUACGGUGGCGGUUUUGGAUGUUUGUAGUUAGAUAUUAGUAUAUACAUGGGACGUUUUGGUGGUGUGGGUUUUAGUAUGGUGUUUAGUACAGUAUUUGGCUAUAGCUAUAAAGGUCUAUUCCAUUUUUCUAUAUCUAUAACUGUGGGUCUGACCUUGAAAGGGUUGUCUAUUUUUUACUAGAUAGAACUGCAUACAGUACGUGCAACAUUUCUGUGUCGAAAAUGAUCAACGAUUAUACCAGAUGAAGCUACAUAAAACUGCAUCAAGUGAUUUUAUACCCGAAAGACUAUGUCAAGCCAAGAUCAUCGAUGGUGCAGCACUGUCUGCCAUCGUCGACGGCUCCGUGCUGUAAAAGCAGAUUCACAAUUGAAACUUGAUAUAUUUGGUUAUAGUUAUGGUCGGUGCAUCCAUUCUGCUAUAUCUAGUUCAUUGCAAAGGUGGGCUUGGCUUUAAGAGAAUUGUA
Aspergillus wentii DTO 134E9 is the source of this 2292-nucleotide messenger RNA. RefSeq names its product endonuclease/exonuclease/phosphatase family protein. The transcript is spliced from 5 exons. Bases 43 to 1860 code for a protein of 605 amino acids. The record is from RefSeq and is a predicted model, not a curated record. Lineage: Eukaryota; Fungi; Ascomycota; Eurotiomycetes; Eurotiales; Aspergillaceae. Gene Ontology annotation, molecular function: catalytic activity.